This is a messenger RNA of Pomacea canaliculata, 3150 nucleotides long. RefSeq lists its product as uncharacterized. The transcript has 4 exons. NCBI's taxonomy places the organism in Eukaryota, Metazoa, Mollusca, Gastropoda, Architaenioglossa, Ampullariidae. Bases 920 to 1888 code for a protein of 322 amino acids. The record is from RefSeq and is a predicted model, not a curated record. Gene Ontology annotation, molecular function: protein binding.
AAUAGUAGAUCCUCUCUCUCCACGUCAACUACCUCACUUGGUUACUGGCCUCCCACCACAAUACACUUGCAGUCUCCUACAGUCUACAAAACCCUGGCAUCAGGGAUCUGGUGAUCGUCCACACACUUUGGAUCCCGACUGCAGUGAAGAAGAGCUGAGCAAGGAAAGACUGGAUGUUUCUCUUCAAUCAAAGCAGACCGGAAGAAGCUAAAGAUGUCAGCCAUAUUUUACGUUAUUUUCAUGAUUAUCUUGGUAAAGUGCGACACUACCGUCGUAACAAACGGUCGCACGGAGAGCGUUACACCUUGGUCUAGUAGGCUAGGUGAGGACAGUGAGGGUUUAGAACCAGGAACAUCAGAAUCACUUGCUCCAUCUGCAUCUCAGGGAUCACGAUCAAAUGUCAAAGUCUUUGCUCGUUUCUGGGAAAAUGAGCCAAAGGAAACACGUGUCUCAUCAACUUCUGAUCAAGCAACUGAUAUCAGUUUAAAUGCAAGCAGCACAACUGCAGAUGAAGAUGAAAAGGAACAACUGCAACUGAUUAGAAGACGACGUGAUAUGAAUGAGUCCAGUUCUUUCCAGGUGACUCGCCUUGCCAUCGCCAUGAAAGCAAUCGAGUUAGAAAACACUCAGCUAAAAUCCACUGUCAAGGAGCUUCAGAGUGCAACUAAGAACUUUGCAACAAAGGAGCAAGAGUCUGACUUCGCCUUCUCGCAGGUUAACGCAGCACUUCAGCAACAGCAGCUGGCGAUAGGACAGUUACAGCUGCAGGUGUCGCAGCUGUCCACGAACAUGAUGAAACUGCAGGACGAGAACGAAGCUCUUCGCGCAAAGACGUGCUUGAGAAUGGAAGACACCGACUCUUCCCAAGAGCGGAUGAUGAAGAUUUUCAAACCUAACGACCAAGUUACAAGAAGAAAACAUGUCUAUUUAUUUACAGCUGUUGAACGUUUCAUCUCUGAUAUCUGAAUUACAAGCAGCAAACAGUUCUAUUUAUUCACAGCUGUUAAAUGUUUCAGACUUAACCUCAGGGUUACAAGCUGAAACCAGCUCCAUUUACUCGCAGCUGCUGAGAGUGUCAGACCUAACAACAGGGCUACAAGCAGAAAAUGGUUCUAUUUAUUCACAGCUGCUGAAUGUUGUUGAUCUGAUGGCGGGGCUACAGUCAGACAACAGCUCCAUCUACUCACAGCUGCAGGCUUUGUCCGCUGACGUCAUCCAGCGUGGGGCGCAGUACGAGGAGCAGCACACGGCCUUGCAAGAAAAAGUCCGGAUGCUUCAAACACAGACGACUAACCUGGACUCCAACCUGUCCAAGCGCAGCUCCGCACUCGAAGAACGGCUAACGUCUCAGGUGAACCAACUUCAACAGAAAGACCAGGAACUGGUGCAGAUGGUCAUAAGACGCACUUCAGAAGAUUUGAUUGGAUUUCAUGCAAGGUUAAGCCAAAACGUGGCAGGUGCGACCACCGAAACCCUUAAACUCGACGUUGUGCAUUUCAAUGGAGGGGGAGGUUAUGACUCGACCACGGGUAUCUUCACUGCCCCGGUCACUGGCCUCUAUCUUUUCAUGGCCACCAUAGGUGGCGUCGGUACUAGCACUGCUGCAAGGAUUUACAUUGAAGUCAACGGGAAUCCACUGACCGGCUGCUACUCGGGAUUAGAAAACGAUUUAGAGCUUGCCACUUGCCACGGUGCAAACAGGGUCUUGAAGGGUCAGCGGAUAAGGAUCGUUAAGGAAGGUUCAAGUACUCGCCAGAUCUGGGGAGGCAACUGGACGACGUUCACCGUGGUGCUGAUCCGGAGAGAACCUGAACGGACAAACAACCAGCGAGGAGUCAAAGAACUGGGUCUCGUGGUCAGAUUACAUAAAAGUGUUUUGUUGUUGUGACUAUAGUGUGGGCUGUCACAUCACUAACGGCAGAAAACAAUUCAUUUUUUAUGUUUGUGCCUACCAAUCCACUCAUCAUCUUGGUGACCGAACGUUUGCUUGACCACUGUAGACUGUCUUUGCUAAAGUUCCUGAAAUUAAUUGAUUACUACGUGCACAUGUAAACAUAUUUACAAAUUUGUGUAUGACAAAUGUAACACAUCUGUAACUUGUCUGCAUCUUGACAUUUGACUCCAGUGCAACUCGUAUUGUUGUAUUACUGUGUAUCUUUAUUGCAGCACUGCUAAUAUUUGCUGAAGUACAGUUCAUCUUUACUGUAGGCUUUGUAAUGAGUAAUGUGUAAUAUAAUGACAGUUGUGUCCUUUCGCCAAAUAUGUGGGAGCGGCCCGGUGGCGCAACGGUUAGCGCCUGUCACCAAUACAGUGAAGGUUGGCUGCCCAGAGUUCAUUUCUCGUCUCGGGCACGCUGUUCUUUCUCUGCAUGUGGCAUCUGUUUACAGGGCUGGCUGCUUGCCGUAAUAUAGCCUCAGUUGCUGACACGGCGUAAAACACCCCCUCGCCAAAUAUGUCUUCAGUUCGGCAUAAAACACCAAAGCCUCGACCUCACCCUUUUGUCACUGAAUCUACAUCGACUUGGGUGUCUUCUGUCAUCUGAUACAUUUUGUUGUUCCGGAUACUUGUUAUCGAGUGUAAUAUUGUAACCGAGUGGUGGUCCGUUUUUAAUAACCAACCUUUGUUCUUCAUAUUUCGCCAGGCUAGUUUUGUUUUUGUUUUUUUAUGUUUUUGUUUGUUUUUCUUGAUGAGAAUUCUUGUCCUUAUUUCUCAAUAGCUGCAAUUUGUUGAAAUUUUCGCUAAGUGAAUUUUCUCGACUGCUUCGAUAUAACUCAUACUUUCUCAUACAUUUGACGACAUUGCUCCUUUCAGUUAUUAUUAUUGUAUGAUGUUUGUUUUGUAAAGCACUUCCAGUCCGGAGAGGAAAGCGUAACUGAUAUCAACGUCGUCGUCGUCGUCGUCGUCGUCGUCGUCGUUGUUGUUGUUGUUGUUGUUGUUAUUAUUAUUAUUAUUAUUAUUAUUAUUAUUAUUAUUAUUAUUAUUAUUAUUAUUAUUAUCUUCUUUUGGAGAAGUCAUCUUUAUUUUAGUACUGCUUAUCUUUAUUGUAUUACUGUCUUUUCAGUAUCUUUACUGUAUCACCUUUCAUUUUUACUGUAGUAUAUCUAAUGUUUACUUCACGACUGCAAUGUUAAUAAAAGUGCUGUGCAAUUU